Funneliformis mosseae is the source of this 239-nucleotide messenger RNA. The record is from the annotation of a GenBank genome assembly. Lineage: Eukaryota; Fungi; Glomeromycota; Glomeromycetes; Glomerales; Glomeraceae.
CCAGAGUUAGGUAACUCCAAGAGGUACUCAAAAGUGAGAAGCGAUCCUGCUCAUGAACGCAGUUUGAUUUAUCAUCAUCUUGAAGCCCACAUCUCCGUGACUGCAAUUAAGUCUAGUACCCCACAAAAACUCCAGCCGCUCGCUACUCCUCCCGCACCAGGUGACGGUGGUAUUGACAUAUCUGAAUUUUGCAAGAUUCUCGUUUGUGGUCCAAUGCAAGGACCGAAGAAGAAAACUCG